Messenger RNA from Neltuma alba, 1994 nucleotides. Its product is annotated as root phototropism protein 2. The record is from RefSeq and is a predicted model, not a curated record. NCBI's taxonomy places the organism in Eukaryota, Viridiplantae, Streptophyta, Magnoliopsida, Fabales, Fabaceae. The coding region runs from base 64 to 1782 and encodes 572 amino acids. The transcript is spliced from 4 exons. Gene Ontology annotation, molecular function: protein binding.
UCUUGUACAAUUCUACACGCCUUCUUGAGCUCUCUAGCUCCAAAAUCAAACCACACAUCACUCAUGGCGGUUCCCAACUCCAGCAGCGACUCCCUUGCCAUGGAGAGAACCGGGAACUGGGUUUUCUCUCAAGAUAUCCCAACAGAUGUUGUUGUUGAAAUUGGAGAAGCAAAUUUUUCUCUUCACAAGUUUAUGCUUGUGGCGAAGAGCAACUACAUCAGAAAGCUGAUUAUGGAGUCUGAAGAAAGUGACCUUACCAGAAUCGAUCUUUCUGAUGUACCUGGAGGGCUUGAGAUCUUCGAGAACGCUGCCAAGUUCUGUUACGGCGUCAACUUUGAGAUCAACGUUCACAACGUCGCCGCCCUGCGUUGCGCCGCCGAGUACCUCCAGAUGAAUGAUACUUACUGCAACAACAAUCUCGCCAGCCGUACGGAAGAGUUCAUCUCCCGGGUCGCCUUAAACAGCCUCUCCCGCGCCGUUCUCGUCCUCAAAUCUUGUCAGCAGCUACUUCCAUGUGCUGAUGAACUCGGUAUCGUCAAACAGUGCGUUGAAGCUGUUGGUUCCAAGGCUUGCAACGAAGCUAACUUUCCAAGCCGUUCGCCGCCGAACUGGUGGACAGAAGAGCUUACCAUCCUCGACGUCGAUUUCUUCGGCAAAGUGAUCGCCGCCAUGAAGAAUCGCGGCGCGAAGGCCUUGACUCUAGCCAGUGCGUUGAUUACCUACACUGAGCGUGCGCUCCGGGAGUUAGUCCGAGAUCACUCCGGUGACGGCGUCAAGGCAGCGAAUGUCGCCGAUUCCAAUUCCCUCACCGAAAAACGCGAACUUCUCCAAUCCAUUGUCUCUCUCUUCCCCUCGGAGAAAGCAGCCUUCCCAAUCAACUUCCUCUGUUGCCUCCUCCGGUGCGCGAUCUUCCUGAGAGCCUCGAGCAGCUGCAUAAAGGAGCUCGAGAAGCGGAUCUCGGACAUACUCGAGCACGUGACGGUGGACGACCUCCUGGUACUAUCGUUCACCUACGACGGCGAGAGGCUCCUCGAUUUGGACAGCGUGAGAAGAAUCAUCUCAGGUUUCGUCGACAAGGAGAAAAGCACAGCGGUUUUCAACACCGGCGAAUUGAAGGAAACUUCAGCCGCAACUCAGCGCGUCGCCAAGACAGUCGACACCUACCUCGGCGAGAUCGCAGCCUAUACAGAGCUCACCAUCUCCAAGUUCAACAGCAUUGCCGUUCUCAUCCCUAAAAGCGCAAGAAAAGUCGACGACGACCUCUAUCGCGCCGUAGAUAUCUACCUCAAGGCACAUCCGAAUCUGGAUGAAAUAGAGAGAGAAAAGGCGUGCAGCGUGAUGGACCCUCUGAAACUAUCAUACGAAGCGCGUGUGCACGCGUCGCAGAACAAGAGGCUGCCUGUACAGAUCGUGCUACACGCGCUGUACUACGAUCAGCUGAAGCUGAGGAGCGGGGCGGAGGACAAGGAGGCGCACGAGGCGAAGAAUCAGCAGUUGCAGACGGACGUGACGUUGGUGAGAGAGAACGAACAGUUGAGGACGGAGCUGACGAAGAUGAAGAUGUACAUAUCGGACUUGCAGAAGAACGUUCAGGGAGGGACAUCAUCUGGUACGGGAGGCCUCACGACAACGAAGAAGCCCACGUUCUUCUCGGCUAUGUCAAAGAAGUUGGGGAAGCUUAACCCCUUCAAACAUGGGUCGAAGGAUACGUUGCACUUGGAGGAUGGGCCUGGGCCUGUGGAUGUGACGAGGCCCAGAAGAAGAAGAUUUUCUAUCUCCUAAUUUUUUUAAAAAAAAUGUUUUCUGUGAUCUGCACGCUUGGAUUAUAAUAUAAUUAUUAAUUAAUUAAUAAGAAGAAGAUAACAGUUAUUUAAAUUUCUGGUGAUGGUGAGGGCUUUUGAAGUGAUUAUUAUUGUAUAAGACAUAAAUAGAAGCAGUUGUUGUAUAUAGUCUUUUUAUAUAUUGGAAAGGGUAUUCAUUCCUCUUGUUUGUUA